UAGUUGAAGUUGUGUUAGCAUAAUCCGUUUUUGGUUAACGUAACCCGAUUAAUUUAUGAUUUCUUUUUAUUUGUAUCACUUAGUAGACGAUCUUGAUAGAUGAACUAAGAUUAACUCAGUUUUUGUCAUAACGUCUUUUUGACGUUAGCGGAAGUCAACAAGGCGCUAGCAGCGUUAGCAUAGUUAGCUCUGUGUUUGUGGCUGUUCAUGUGUGUGUGAGAGGUGAAUGUGUUGAGUGUGUGCAGCAACAAUGUCUUCAGUUCAGUCUCUGAGAGAGUUUAUCAGCGAGCGACUAACUGCUGCUGCUGAAGAAAUAUUCACAGAGUUUGAAAAAACCAUCGUCCGGUACGAGGAAGAGAUCGAUCGUCAGCGCAGACUGCUGGACAUCAGCUGGAAACCUCACACACACCUGCACACAACAGCUCUUCCACGGUGUUGCAUCCACCACCAGGACCUCCAACUCUGUAAUCUGGACAUGAGUUCAGGUCUGGACCAGGAGGAACCAGAAGCUCUGCAGGUGGAAGGUAACGGGGAGGAACCAGAAGCUCCACAGGUCAAAGAAGAAGAUGAAGAAUUCUGCAUCGGUCAGGAGGAAGAGGAGCUGGAACCGAAGGAGGAGUCUGAUACCUUUAUGGUGACUGUUGACUGUGAUGACAGUAAUGAUGAGGAACCAGAACCAUACAGGGACCGACUACUCCCUCAGAAUUCUGCUGAGCCUGGGAACCAGACUCAGGAAGGACUGGAUCAGGAAAAUCCAGGAACGAGCAGAGGUGAUGCUGAAAAUCCUCUGAAAUGUGACAUUUGUGGAAAAGUUUUCACUCAGAGCUACAACAUGAGGGCUCAUCGGAAAACUCACACGGGUGAGAGACCGUUCUCCUGCAACACCUGCGGGAAGAGUUUUAUAAGAUACAACAACCUGCUGGUCCACAUGAGAACCCACACCGGACUGAAGCCAUACUCCUGCAAAACCUGUGGUAAACUUUUCAGCCAGCUCAGCAAUCUGACCUUCCACAUGAAGGUCCACGCAGGUGAAAAGCCCUUUACCUGCACCACCUGUGGAAAGUCUUUCACCUCCAGGGGCCAUUUGACCAUUCACAUGAGGACUCACACAGGUGAGAAGCCAUACCCUUGUGACUUCUGUGGGAAGUGUUUUAUUCAGAGCGGCGGUUUGUCUGCCCACAUGAGGGCUCACACCGGAGAGAGACCGUACUCCUGCGCAAUGUGUAAGAAAACCUUCAAGAGAAGCGAUGAGUUAGCCGUCCAUGCCAGAAUUCACACGGGUGAGAAACCCUUUUCUUGUAAAAUUUGUGCGAAAAGUUUUAGCAGAAGUUGUCACCUUACGAUCCACAUGAGAACACACACAGGUGAGAAGCCCUAUCCCUGCAAAGUCUGUGGGAGAAGUUUCAGCGAGAACCGUAGUUUAAAUUCCCACAUCAGAACCCACACAGGUGAGAGGCCAUACUCAUGUAAAACAUGUGGAAAGAGUUUCACUGACAGCCGCAAUCUGACAGUGCACCUGAGAGUUCACACAGGUGAGAAGCCCUUCUCCUGCAGCGCCUGUGGGAGGUGUUUCUCUGAGAACCGUACCCUCAUGGCUCACAUGAGAACGCACACAAGCGAGAAGUCAUACGUCUGUGAAACAUGUGGGAAAAGUUUCAGCCAAAGUGGUGAAACAAGGCCUGACUGUCCUCAUCGCACAUCGUCCCUCUCACUCCUCCUCAGUGGGACGUCCUCUGUUCAGAGAGGACACGCUCCUGGACACAGACCUUAUGACCUGGAGGAUUUGUUGCCCGAGGAGUUGGAUGGCCUCGAGGACAAAGUCUUCAUGGCUGUAAACCAACCUGUGGCGUUUGAAGUCAUUGAGGCCAGCUCGAACCGCGGCAAAGACAAGCUGGUGGACAGAGAAGGGUUCUGCUACACUGUCAAGAGAAAAUCUGGUGCCGCCACCUACUGGUGGUGUUGUGUGAGGAGAAGGAAUCACCGCUGUCCCGCCACGGUGAUCCAGCGAGGACAGGACUUCAUUCCUGGUAACAAGACCCACAUCCACCCACCAGAACCGGGCAGCGUCUUCACCACCAGGCUGAAAGCAAAGGUGAAGUCCUAUGCUAAAGAACACGUGUUCUGUUCUGCCUCAGCUGUCGUAGAACACGUCAUGGCUGAUUUACAGCCAACCAACUCGUUUAUUGUCCCAAACCCAACCAACCUGGUGAGGCAGGUGAACCGGGCCCGGCAGACCCUGAGACCCAAAGAGCCGACAGACGUGAACUUUCAGGUCUAUCAGGACCAGUUGCAGCUCGUCGCUCCGAGUCGAAGCCUCCAGGAGCAAAAUGGACCAGGCCUGGGGAAGCCCACCUUGAAGAGUCAAAGAGAGAAAAUCAGGGUCUACAACUGA
Nematolebias whitei (Rio pearlfish) is the source of this 2392-nucleotide messenger RNA. Its product is annotated as zinc finger protein 436. Gene Ontology annotation, cellular component: nucleus. Gene Ontology annotation, biological process: regulation of transcription by RNA polymerase II. Gene Ontology annotation, molecular function: DNA-binding transcription activator activity, RNA polymerase II-specific; RNA polymerase II cis-regulatory region sequence-specific DNA binding. NCBI's taxonomy places the organism in Eukaryota, Metazoa, Chordata, Actinopteri, Cyprinodontiformes, Rivulidae. The transcript is spliced from 7 exons. The coding region runs from base 251 to 2392 and encodes 713 amino acids. The record is from RefSeq and is a predicted model, not a curated record.